GGAAGUGCACCUUUGCCCAGAAGGCGAUGCAAGCGCAGAAAGCAGGAGCCAAGCUGCUGAUCGUGGCCAUGCGCGCCUCCGCGGUGACCAUGGGCUUGGCCGAGUCCGGGCGUCCGCCGCGUUUGCCGGCGGUGGGCAUCUCCAAGUCCUCAGAGGACAAGAUCAUCGCGGAGCUAGACAAGGGCGCCAAGCUCACAGCAUCCUGCUGGAAAAGGCAGGAGAACGUCUUCGGGGACGUGGUGAGCGAGGUGUGCGUGGGCCUGCUGGCGGUAGGUCUGGUGGCCCUUGGCGCGUGGUACGGCGUGGAGGACUUGCGGUCUCCGUCCACCGCGCAGCCGGGCCAGAACAGGGAAGAAAUCGUGGCUGUGGAGGAGUCUUCGGGGCUGCACUUUGUGCUCUUCGGCUCUGUGCUGCUCACCGUCUUGUACUUCUUCAUGAAGUACUUGAUCUGGGUGCUCUUAGUGAUCUUUGCCACUGGCGCCGUGUCGGCCACGGCGGUGCUCUUAGAACCCGCCUUCGCCUCGUGCCUGCCCCACCUGCGCCGGAAGAAGGCAUGCUCCAUCCCCCGCAGCUGGGCCAAUCUGAUCGGCGUGGACCAGGACCAUACCUGGACCGAGGCCUUUUCCGAGGCCGUGGGGGUGGCGCUGGCAGUGAGCUUCCUGAUCUGGCGCAACAACGAGACCGUAGGCUGGCUCUUUCAGGACAUCAUCGCCAUCACCUUCCUGAUCUCGGUGCAGAGAUCCGUGCGAUUGCCCAACCUCAAGGUGGCGGUGCUGCUACUGAUCUGCACCUUCUUCUUCGACAUCUUCUGGGUCUUCCUGUCCCCGAUGUUCUUCAAGAAGUCGGUGAUGAUCGAGGUGGCGACGGGCGGCGGCACGGGCCAAGCCGUGCCCAUGGUCUUGAAGAUCCCCGCGCUGCAGGGCGACCUGCCGGGCCAGUUCAAGAUCCUGGGCCUGGGCGAUGUGGCGCUGCCCGGCCUGCUAGUGACACUCUGCCUGCGACAUGACCUGACCCGGCGCCACAGGCGGUGUGGCGGGUACUUCUUGGCUGGGGUCAUUGGCUACGGCAUCGGCUUGCUGGCGACCUUCGCGUCGCUGUACUUGAUGCAGUCGGGCCAGCCCGCUCUGCUCUUCCUUGUCCCUGGCACGCUGGUGCCGACCUGCCUCAUCGCGCUCCGGAAGGGCGAGUUCAGAGAGCUCUGGUCUGCCGAUUACGGGCCAGGCGAGGAGGCGGCGCAGGCUUCACCGGACGUGGAGAAGUCCGCGUGAUGCGAAGCAAAUCGCAUUCAGUUUGGGAACCCCAGAGUAACAAACUCCCGGUUGAC
Effrenium voratum is the source of this 1324-nucleotide messenger RNA. The record is from the annotation of a GenBank genome assembly. Lineage: Eukaryota; Dinophyceae; Suessiales; Symbiodiniaceae.